Messenger RNA from Caenorhabditis briggsae, 5652 nucleotides. RefSeq names its product Protein CBR-NCA-1 (gene Cbr-nca-1). Gene Ontology annotation, molecular function: monoatomic cation channel activity. Gene Ontology annotation, cellular component: membrane. NCBI's taxonomy places the organism in Eukaryota, Metazoa, Nematoda, Chromadorea, Rhabditida, Rhabditidae. The record is from RefSeq and is a predicted model, not a curated record. The coding region runs from base 1 to 5652 and encodes 1883 amino acids. Gene Ontology annotation, biological process: transmembrane transport; monoatomic ion transport. The transcript has 26 exons.
AUGUCGGAGCGAAAAAAGAGUCUUAUCACUACUAUCAAUAAUCAACGAAAAUAUUCACAAGUGGCCAAAGCGGCGGUCCUUUCGUCGGCGAUGCUGGCCCGGAAGAACUCAUCGUCACGUGGAGCACCGGGAUCAGCAGCUCCGUUCGGAGCCCGUGAGAGCAUUGCCGCCAUAUCAGACAUGCUCAGCACGCAACACAAAAAGCCAGUUAGGAACAGUUACGUAGAAAGUGAACGAGUGGAGUGGGCUCUCAAGAUAGCAUGUACGAUAUCAAUGAUAACGGUCUGUCUACACACUCCACGAACAAUAGAACUAUUCCCAUCACUCACAUAUAUCAUUCUGGCCGCCGACUUCAUUUCAGUAUCAAUUUUUAUGUUGGAUUCAGUGUUACGAAUUCAUUAUGAAGGCAUUUUCCGAUGCGAUUCCUCAUAUUUAUCCAAUCGCUGGUCCCAAUUUUCUGUUUUCAUCUCCAUCAUCCACUUACUCUCGUUUUUGCUUCAUUGUUAUCAACUUAUCGACAAGUUUUUUCCAUUUCUGCACCUCCAUUACCGUACCUGGUACGGUGUCAUUCGGUCGAUUCGACCAUUCAUCAUUAUCAGAUUAAUACCACUAGUAGUCAAAUUUAAGUUACCAAAACAGCGGAUAGAACAGUUGUUGAAACGCUCGUCCCAGCAAGUGAAGAAUGUCACAUUGUUUUUUGUUUUCUUCAUGACCUUAUAUGCAAUUUUUGGAAUUCAAUUGUUUGGGAGAAUGGAUUAUCAUUGUGUGCAGCCGAAAACGGAUCCCAACAACGUCACAAUAAUGGAUCUUGCGAUUCCGGACACCAUGUGUGCUCCAGAAGGAAUCGGUGGAUACGAAUGUCCCGCCCCCAUGGUCUGUAUGCAACUGAAUCUGAAUGCAAAAGGAGAAGGAUUCUAUGGAAUGUUCAAUGAUUUCGGAGCAAGUGUAUUCACAGUAUAUCUAGCUGCAUCUGAAGAAGGAUGGGUUUAUGUUCUCUAUGAUUGUAUGGAUUCUUUGCCUUCCUACCUGGCAUUUCUCUACUUUUGUACUUUGAUUUUCUUUCUCGCCUGGCUAGUCAAGAACGUUUUCAUCGCUGUCAUCACUGAAACGUUCGCGGAGAUUCGAGUACAGUUCAGUGAGAUGUGGCAGAAAAAGGAAGUGACUUUGGAUGAGGGGUUUCGGAAGAAACUAGAGAAAACCGAAGAUGGAUGGAGGUUGAUUCGGUUGGAUGGAGAAGUUGAAGCAGAGGGUCCGAAGCAGAAGUUGCAAUGGGUAUGGAUUUUGAUAAGUAUCUUUUCAAAUCCAGUUGUUUUUCAGAUGCUCCGAAGUAUGUAUUUUCAAUGCUUCGUUAUCAUUUUCGUAGUCCUCAAUGCCAUUGGAAACGCGAUGUUUGUCUAUCGUCACGAUGGAACGGACAUUCUCAGAAAACACAAUUUCUACAUUUUCGAAGUUGCAUUCACGAUUUUGUUCAACGUCGAAUGCAUCAUCAAAAUUCUGUGUUAUGGAUUUCGAAACUUCAUUAGACGUGGAAUUUUCAAGUUCGAGCUGAUUCUGUGCGUCGGAAGUUCGUUGAACUGUGUGAAAUUUUUCUACGAUAGGAACUAUUUCACCUAUUUUCAAACUUUUCGUCUUCUUCGACUGAUCAAGGCAUCGCCGAUUCUUGAAGACUUUGUUUGGAAAAUAUUUAGUCCUGGAAAAAAGUUGGGUGGUCUUGUGAUAUUCACCAUCGCUUUCAUUUGUUGUUGUUCUGCGAUUUCUCUUCAACUCUUCUACUCGGUUCCGAAUCUUCAUCACUUUCGGACAUUUCCACAGGCCUUCAUGUCCAUGUUCCAAAUUAUAACACAAGAAGGUUGGACAGAUUUCGUUGUGGAAGUUCUACGAGCCACUGAUGACAAUCUGGUUCCCUUUGUGGCACUUUAUUUCGUCGCGUACCAUCUUUUUGUGACUCUGAUUGUACUUUCUUUAUUCGUCGCCGUAAUUCUUGAUAAUCUGGAAAUGGAUGAAGAGCUGAAGAAAGUGAAACAGCUGAAAGCUCGAGAAGCGACAACUUCAAUGAGAUCCACACUUCCAUGGAGACUUCGGGUAUUUGAGAAAUUCCCGACGAGACCACAAAUGGCUGUGAUGAGAAAGUUAGAGUAUAAUUACAGAGCCGACAGUGACUUUCCGAUGCCAAAAGUUCGUGGAAGUUUCACUCAUCAAUUCGCAGUAGAUCACAGCUUGGAGACAACAGAUUCGAUGGAAACAGAUUUUGAGUUCCCGAAAAAGUUAAUGAAAUCGGCUGGUAAACGAAAAAUCUCAAAAUAUGGCCUAACAUUUCGUCAAGUUGGAUCCACAUCUCUCCGAUGCAGUCUCAAUAAUCUUCUAGAAAUGUCCGAUCGCACCCGUCAAUCGUUGUCUAAUUCGUUAUCUUUUUUGCCCCAUUUCACACGUUCAUCCGGCAGUUUAUAUCCAAGGAGAGGCGCUCUACCAAAAUCUCGAUCAAUGACUGGAAAGUUUCUGCAAACAGCUGUAAGGAACAAGCAGUUCAAUAUGUACAGUGAGAACGGAGAUCUUUCAAGACCAUCAGAUUCCGCGCCGAAGAAAAAUGCAAAGCAAGGAGAAAUUGAUAUUCGAGCGUUGCAGCAGAAGAGACAGCUCGCUGAAAUUACAAGAAACCGAAUCGAAGAAGACAUGCGAGAGAAUCAUCCAUUCUUCGACCGACCUCUUUUUCUUGUUGGAAGAGCUUCCCAAUUACGAGAAUUUUGCAAAAAACUAGUUCAUUCCAAGUAUGAUAGCCAGGAUGACGGAAUAAAUGGAGGUGCAAAAACAAAGAAACGGUUCAAAGAGAUUCGAGCACUCAUUGGAAUCAUGCCUUAUAUUGAUUGGGCAAUGGCUACAGUAACCAUUGUUUCCUGUAUUUCAAUGCUUUUCGAAAGUCCGUGGCCAACGACUGGAGAGAAUUUGGUGAUGUACAAUGCGUAUUUGCAGAUCGGAGACUACUUCUUCGUAUUGGCAAUGACGCUCGAGCUAUGUGUUAAAAUAAUCGCCAAUGGUCUCUUUUUCACACCAAAGGCAGUUGUCCGAGAUGUUGGCGGUGUCAUGAAUCUCUUCAUUUACUUUACCUCUGUCAUAUUCCUCGCUUGGAUGCCAAAGCAUGUCGAAAUCAACAGUUUAGCUCAGUUUCUGAUGAUUUGUAGAGCAAUGAGACCAUUACGGAUUUACACCUUGGUUCCUCAUAUUCGGAGAGUAGUUCUCGAGUUCUUUCGUGGAUUCAAAGAAAUCGUUUUGGUAACGAUACUCAUGAUAGUUGUCAUGUUUAUUUUUGCCAGUUUUGGAGUACAAAUUGUUGGUGGAAAGCUGGCUGCAUGCAAUGAUCCGACUAUUACAGCUAGGGAAAACUGCACUGGUGUCUUCUGGCAAAAAUUGUUUGUGACCCGUCUUGAAGUAUAUGGCAAGGACACGGAUGCAAUGCACCCCAAAAUCAUGGUUCCUCGAGUUUGGACGAAUCCUCGAAAUUUCAAUUUCGAUCAUGUUGGAAACGCAAUGCUGGCUUUAUUCGAAACUUUAAGUUUCAAAGGAUGGAACGUCAUCAGAGAUAUUUUAUGGAAUCGUCAUGGACCAUGGGCUGUUGUCUUCAUUCAUAUUUAUGUAUUCAUUGGAUGUAUGAUUGGUUUGACAUUAUUCGUUGGAGUCGUCAUUGCCAAUUACACUCAGAAUCGAGGAACUGCACUUCUUACUGUAGAUCAAAGAAGAUGGCACGAUCUAAAAGCUCGAUUGAAAAUGGCACAGCCACUUCAUGUACCACCGAAGCCUUCUGAAUCGGCACGUCUCCGUACCAAACUUUACGAUCUUACAAUGAGUAGAGGAUUCAAUCAAGCGUUUGCUCUUCUGGUAGUUCUCAAUUCGUUUACUUUGGUUAUUCCAUGGAACGUGGAGGAGGAAGAACAACGAGCAACUUAUGUGUUCACUGUAACAGCUCUGGCAGCAUUUAUCACGAUGCUCUUCGUUGUGGAAAUUAUUCUAAAAGUCAUCGCUUACACGUUCUCCGGCUUCUGGCAAUCGAGAAGAAAUCGAGUGGACUUGUUGAUUACUGUUUUUGGAGUGAUUUGGAUUUUUCUUCAUUUUUUCGUCGCUCUUCCCUCUUCGAAGGUUGAUGUAAUCGUGCAAGUUCAAUUGAAGAAGUUCACAUACACUUUCGGAUAUUUGGUUGUGAUUUUGCGAUUCUUCACAAUUGCUAGUCGUAACUCCACUCUAAAAAUGCUGAUGCUCACAGUAGUAAUGUCCAUGUUUCGAUCCUUCUUCAUUAUCACUGCUCUCUUUCUUCUUGUCCUUUUCUACGCCUACACUGGAGUCAUUUUGUUUCCGAUGGUCAAGUAUGGGAUGGCAGUUAGCAAACAUGUGAAUUUUCGAACGGCAUCUGAAGCGUUGGUUGUGUUAUUUCGAUGUCUUACCGGAGAGGAUUGGAAUGAUAUUAUGCAUGAUUGUAUGAGAAGUGCCCCAUUCUGUUAUUGGAACGAGGGAAUGAACUAUUGGGAGACGGAUUGCGGCAACUUCUAUGGAGCCAUAAUCUACUUUUGCUCCUUCUACCUCAUCAUCACGUACAUUGUCAGAAAUCUUCUUGUUGCAAUCAUUAUGGAGAACUUCUCUCUAUUCUACUCGUCGGAAGAAGAUGCGCUGCUCAGUUAUGCAGAUAUUCGUAAUUUUCAAUAUGUCUGGAAUAUGGUAGAUCAAGAACAGAAAAGGACAAUUCCAGUGGAAAGAGUGAAAUUUCUGUUGCGGCUAUUCAAAGGGAGACUCGAAGUGGAUCCAGAGAAAGAUCGGAUCCUAUUCAAGCAUAUGUGUUAUGAAAUGGAACGGUUGCAUAAUGGAGAGGAGGUAUCAUUUCACGAUGUUUUAUAUAUGCUCUCAUACCGAUCAGUGGACAUUCGUAAAUUCCUUCAACUCGAAGAACUGUUACAACGAGAAGAGCUGGAAUUCAUAAUAGAAGAAGAAGUAGCAAAACAGACCAUCCGAACAUGGUUAGAAGGAUGUCUUCGAAAAAUGAGAAACCCUAGUCAGAAAGAUGUGGAAGGUGUGAUUCCAUCUGGAACUGGAGGCCAUCCGGUUGUCCAUUCGUCUGGACACUCGUCGAUUUCUCACGAAGAAACUGUGCAGCAAAGACUUCGAUUUGAGAGUAAUGGAAGAAACAGUGUCGAUACAGAAGAGACGGAGAGUAGUGAAGAAGACACGCCUCCACCGAUUAGGAAGAAGGCUGCUGUUAAGAAUCGGAGGGGUAGUAUUCCGGAUGUUCUUUCGAGAACAGGCCUAUUCCAAGAGGCUGCUCGAAAGUUCAUGGUCGGAAGCUCAAGUGAGAAAAAGCAAGUAAAGUCGCGAUCGCCUGAAACCGUCCAGUUGCUUCCGAAACGAGCUAGUUCGGAAAUCCGAAAGGGUUCCGGACAGCCCAAGAAUUUUCAUCUACAAUUGAACGUUUAUGAUCUUCCGGAUGUGGAAGAACGUGGAGAAGAUUCUCCAUUCUCACCCAAAAACUUAUCUGACGAAUUUAUGGGAGAUCAUUCGCCACUGGUGAUAACUCCCUCUUUACCGGUACCAUCGACACAGGGAAGCCCGAGACCACUGAUGCCGAGUGAAACUACAAAAGAUAUAGAAAAAUGGUGGAAUUCUCUGGUCGAUUAG